Molecule: messenger RNA, 837 nt
Organism: Penicillium cataractarum
Lineage: Eukaryota; Fungi; Ascomycota; Eurotiomycetes; Eurotiales; Aspergillaceae
Product: tubulin-folding cofactor B
Exons: 3
Coding region: 1-837 (278 amino acids)
Biological process (GO): post-chaperonin tubulin folding pathway; tubulin complex assembly; cytoplasmic microtubule organization
Cellular component (GO): cytoplasm; microtubule plus-end; nucleus
Molecular function (GO): microtubule plus-end binding; alpha-tubulin binding
Source: RefSeq, a predicted model, not a curated record
AUGGCAUUCCAACCUACCCCGACGGAUGUUUCCGUCAUCAUCACCUCAACUGCUGCGGCACGCUCCGCCGAUUCAGAGCCUAGAUUCCUGACCGAGCGCCGGAUCACGCCUACCUGGACGGUUGAGCAGGUCAAGAGCAAGCUCGAGACUAUGACUGGUGUUCCGCCGGGUAGUCAGCGGCUUCGUGUGAAGGUUCCUGGGAGACCGGACCAGUGGGCUGAUAAUGAUGCUCAGCUUAUUGGGGAUUAUGGGAUUGUGAAGGGGUCUGAGAUUGAGGUCCACGACUCCCGCCCACCAGCCAUGCGCCCAAACUUCACCGACCUCUCCUCAGUCGACAAGUACGAAAUGAACCCAGAAACCUACGAAUCCCUCUCCGACUCAGUCCUAGCCUGGAAACGAAACCAGAAGCUUGGUCGUUUCGAUCCUAACGCUCUUUCCCCGGAGGAAUCUCUACGCAAGCAAGUCGAGAAAGAUCAGGCUGAGCUUGCUAGUCGAGGUAUCGCCGUCGACAAACGGGCUAUUAUCCUCCCCUCAUCUCCACCUCACAUUCGCCGUGGAACAAUCCGCUUCGUCGGCCCCGUGCCAACUAUCCCGAUUACCGGUCCUGGCCGUGAACUUGAGAAAGAUGGUGAGCUUCCCGUUGAGUUGCAGCCCCUUUGGGUUGGUAUCGAGUUGGAUGAGCCGACGGGGAAGAAUGAUGGUAGCGUGGGUGGUCGUCGGUACUUUGAGUGUAUGGAGAAGUGUGGUGCUUUUGUUAAGCCUGAGAAGGUUGAGGUGGGAGAUUUCCCGCCGUUGGGUUUGGAUGAUGAGUUGGAUGAGCUGAUGGAAGAGAUUUGA